UGGUGCCGGGAGGGAUGGGUUAUGGUGGUAAUGGAGGUGGUAAGUGGUGGUGGUGGUGGUGGUGGGUGUCGGGGCUGACACCGUUCUCACGCUGCCGUCAGUUUUUCCCACGUGGUGUUGUGCGCGGCGGCCGCCAGGGCGCAGCACGGCUCGCCGCCGCUGCCACCCCAGCAGACCCAGCGCCCGCCGCCCAGCGGUUAGUCCCUUCCUCGUCCCCGUCGUGUGCGCCGCCAGCCCGCCACUCGCUGCGCCACACAUGUGCCCCGUCUGAGCCGAGGUAUCCCGCGCGUCGUCCAGCCGCCCCGACCAUGAAGGUGGAACGCGCCAGCUCCGUGUGCUCCGAGGACGCGCCGUCCUCGCCGGACUCCGUCAUGUCCACGGGCGAGGCCGCCUCGCUGGAGUCCCCGCCCUCGCCGGGGCCCAUCACCAACCCCUACGACGACCAGCGGAUCUACUCCCCGGCCUACACCGCGCCCAGCCCGGCCUACAGCACCUCCAGCCGCGGUAGCAGCGCCAGCGAGGGCGAGAGCGCGGGCGAGGCCUCCCCCGCCUGCAGCCCGGGCUACCAGCGCUCCUCCUCGCCGGACUUCGGCUUCGAGUUUCCCCCGGAGUCCGGCUACCCCGGGGUGGAGCAGUUCGGGUGCCAGGCGGAGUUCGUGCGGGCCGUGCAGGAGGGCGACCCCCGCGAGCUGAAGCGCAUCCUGACGCGGUACUCGCAGCUCGUGCAGAUCAACGGCUUCACGGCGGACGGGCAGACGGCGCUGACGCAGUCGUGCCUGGACGGCAACCUGGAGGUGGUGAAGAUGCUGGUGGCGCACGGCGCGUCGUUGCACCUAACCAACAGGGACGGCUUCUCCCCGCUGCACCUGGCCUGCUGGCGCGGCAAGUACGACGUGAUGCAGUACCUGCUGCGCUACGCCUCCAGCAGACGGUAGUUGUUGUGAUAGCCCGCCCAGCAACCUGUGCCAUGCGUGUGUCUGUAUGUGUGUGUGUACGCGCGGCCCGCCCGCCCUGUGCAAUACUGACGGUGGCGGCGGCCAGCACCGGGACGAUAUAUACACUCUGUGAUGUGGACGCCGUGUGCAAGACUGUCUCGACGUGCUGGCCGCCCGAGCCUGCCCUCCCCCCCUCACGCCCACGGCGCCGCCCCCCGCGCUCCCGCCCGUCCCGCCGCGGUCAAGUGGCGCGUCCCUCGACAGUUACCUCAGUAUUAUUCUCCAGAGCGAGGUGGCGGCCGACGGGUGAGUGGCGGGGCGGGGCGGCGGCCCGAGAUGUGCAAUACGUGAAGGACGUCGCCGCGUGAGUGAUGUCAGGCGGCGCAGACAAGUGUCGUAAACUGAACAGUGAAGAUUGUGAUACAGGGUGGCGGCCCCGGCGCGACCCAGCUGUGGCGGCGACCCCAGCCCCGCCCCGCCCCGCCCCGCCCGUCCUGCAGCAGGAGGCCAGCCUGCCGAAGACUCGCCACAAAAAAAGCACGCUCGCAAAAACUCCCGCCUCUCACGACGCUGCGAGCCACAAAAACACGCCCGGAGCAGAUUGGACCCCGACAGUAGCAACAGCAACAGCAGCGUGAAGGAGUCAUCAGCAUGCAGCAGCUCACCCCGCGCCACAUUCCCCGGCAGGAUAGGACACCACGGAGGGACGACAGGAUAGCAAGACGCCUCCUCCUCCUCCUCCUCCUCAUCGUCCUCGUCUUCCCUUCCCAGCCACCGUGCCCCUUGCCCUCCCCCCUUCACCCCACCCCCCGCGAUCCUCCCCAAGCGUCCUGGCUUGGGCGAGUGAUACCUAAGAGAGGGACACAUAAGGGUCACACACACACACACACACACACACACACACAUACAGAGUUCCCUGCCUCCUUCCCUCCUUCCUUGCCUCUUCCAUGCCCCGUGUGUGUGUGUGUGUGUGUGUGUAAGUCUAAGCGGUUGAUAGCUUAUUGGUUUAAGCUCUCCGCUACCGCAAGUAAGGCAGACCCCAUCUCUCUCUCUCUCUCUCUCUCUCCACAACACAGCCUCCCCGUCUCGUCCCGUCACCCGCUUACCCCCCUACCCCCUCCCCCUCCUCCAGUCAACAGGUGGUGGUGGUGGUGGUGGCGAGCCGUGGGAAAGCCAGCGGUUGUGGUGGUGGUGGCGCGUUGGAGCGAAUCUCUACCGUCCCACCACCACCACUCAUGCCCUCCCUACCCCUCCCUUACCCGCCAUCCUCCUCCUCCUCCUCUGUCUCCUUCUCUUACCUCCCUCUCCCCCUCUCUCCCUCCCUCUCUCUUCGGCCCAGCCCGUAAGAAGACCCCCCACCACACACACACACACACACACAUCCUUCUCCUUCCCAUGAUAUCCUACACACGGAGUUUAAAUGAGGGAAGGAUAUUGUGGGAGCUUAUAACUGAAUUCUGGGCAGUUACGGCAGAAGAUGAAGAGGAAGAAGAGGAGGAGGAAGAAGAAGAGGAGGCAGGCGGUGUGUGUGUGUGUGUGUGUGGACGGUUCCUCAAGACGAUUUUUUUGUGUAACGUAAAAAGGACGAUGUGAGAACUUGUGUGUGUGUGUGUGUAUGUACGUGAUACUGACAUUCCUCUGUGUACGUAAGUAUGUGUAUAUGUGUGUACAUGGAAUCAAGCAAGAACGGACCCAAAAUAACGUACAUAACGAACUUUGGAAGAACUGAACUGCCUGUGUAUGUAUGUAUGUAUGUGUGUGUGUGUCCCUCAGCCUGUUCGUUCGUAUACAUGUCCCCUGCCCCCCCCAUCCCCCAACGUCCCUCCUACCCCCCUCCCCCUCCGCCCCCCGCCACAGUGAUACGCCCACUCCCCACCUCCCUUCCAAUGUGCCUUGAGAACUAUAGCCUAAGUUUGUUGUCUGUUGAGAUAUUGUCACGAUUUUAAUUCAUUUGUUUUUUUGUGAGUGUGGUAUGGGGUGCAGGAGUCGCCCCCCCCUCUUCCCCCACUCCCUGUGCUGCCCCUCCCUCCCCACUCCCUGUUCUGCCCCCUUAUCUCUUGUAUCCUCCUAUUUCUCCAUUUUUUAAUCCAUCCAUUCCCUUAUUCCCAUCCCUCCCAUUCCCCCAUUUGUAUUAUUAUUAUUAUUAUUAUUAUUAUUAUUAUUAUUUGACUUCAGAUAUCGAUCCUAUAUUUCUGUAAUACAGUUAUAUUUUUGUA
This is a messenger RNA of Eriocheir sinensis (Chinese mitten crab), 3151 nucleotides long. Its product is annotated as cortactin-binding protein 2-like. The transcript has a single exon. Lineage: Eukaryota; Metazoa; Arthropoda; Malacostraca; Decapoda; Varunidae. Gene Ontology annotation, cellular component: cytoplasm. The record is from RefSeq and is a predicted model, not a curated record. The coding region runs from base 15 to 935 and encodes 306 amino acids. Gene Ontology annotation, molecular function: phosphatase regulator activity; protein binding; enzyme inhibitor activity.